Schizophyllum commune H4-8 is the source of this 1217-nucleotide messenger RNA. Its product is annotated as Mov34-domain-containing protein. The coding region runs from base 18 to 1112 and encodes 364 amino acids. The record is from RefSeq and is a predicted model, not a curated record. Gene Ontology annotation, biological process: protein deneddylation. Gene Ontology annotation, molecular function: deNEDDylase activity; protein binding; metallopeptidase activity. Lineage: Eukaryota; Fungi; Basidiomycota; Agaricomycetes; Agaricales; Schizophyllaceae. Gene Ontology annotation, cellular component: cytoplasm; COP9 signalosome. The transcript is spliced from 7 exons.
CCUGAACCAAGACGACCAUGUCGUCGAGCACGGCGUUCCAGACGUUCUCCAUCGAGAACGACGUCCUCAGUGUCCCGCCACAAGACGCGAUAUGGAAGUUUGACGCCGACGAGAACCGCAAGAUCAACCGCGAAGCGCCAUGGUCGAAAGACCCGCACUACUUCAAGCUAUGCAAAAUCUCUGCUGUGGCACUGAUCAAGAUGGUCAUCCACGCACGAUCAGGCGUCCCGCACGAGAUCAUGGGCUUGAUGCAGGGCAAGGUCAUGGGCACGACCCUGGUGAUCAUGGACUCGUUUGCGCUACCUGUGCAAGGGACGGAGACGCGUGUAAACGCCGCGAACGAGGCGAACGAGUACAUGGUGGAGUACAUCCAGGGUAGCGAGAAGGCUCAAAGACAAGAGAACGCGAUCGGCUGGUACCACUCGCAUCCGGGGUACGGCUGCUGGCUGUCUGGCAUCGACGUGAACACGCAGAUGAACAACCAGAAGUUCCAAGACCCCUUUGUCGCCGUCGUGAUCGACCCCAACCGUACCAUCUCUGCCGGCAAGGUCGACAUUGGCGCCUUCCGAACGUACCCUGAGAACUACACGCCACCAAACGCUGCCGCCUCCGAGUACCAGUCCAUCCCUCUGAACAAGAUCGAGGACUUUGGCGCGUACGCGAAUCAGUACUACCAGAUCGACGUGGAGAUCUUCAAGAGCAGCCUGGACGAUGAGCUCCUCGGCUUACUAUGGAAUAAGUACUGGGUGAACACGCUCAGUCAGAGUCCUCUGAUAUCGAACAAAGCUUACGCGGUCUCCCAACUCGCGGAUCUGCACCAGAAGCUGUCGAAGGCGCAGACGGCAGUCGCAGGGACCCGCGCCAUGGCCCCCGUCAUCAAGGGCGCGGAUCACAAGGGCAAGGAGAAGGAAGAGAAGAAGCGGGAGGACAACCAGCUGGCAAAGAGCGUGAAGGACAGCACGAAGAUCGCCGUCGAGGCCCAGCAUGGCCUCAUCUCGCAGAUCAUCAAGGACGUCGUGUUCUCGAUGCGCCCACGGCCCGGGACAGAGGCAGCGCCGACAGCAGCGCCACUAGCGAGCGUCGUCGACACGAGCAUGAAUGUCGAUGCCUGACCUGUUGGUGCGCCGCUGCCUGUCGUUGUAGCAUAACUUCCUUGUAUUCCUUGCUGUUGCCCUACACUGUACUAAUAACACUCACUCCCUAUCGGAUUGCCAGAG